CCCAAAGUUUAGACCCGACUGGAGCAAAAAGUUUUUUUCUAGAAAGUGAGCUGCGGAGAUUUGUUCUACGAACUAUGAAUCUUUCUUGAAAGAAUAUUCACGAACAGCUUCGACUUGGCCGAGGCGCAGGAAAGGUGGGACUCUUCCAGCGUUUGUUGUGUUUUUUCGUCUUUUGUGGCUGCGUCUGCCCUUUUUUUCUUUUGGAAAAGUUGGGGCCGGACGACAACACAGAUUCCAGUUUGGAGUAGAUAUGCGCUUUGUUACAUUCACAAGUAUGCCAGCAAGAAACAACAGGAAACCGCUGUCUUUCACUGCAGAUUUCGACAGCUAACACACUUUGGAGAAAAUAAAGUACUCGACUGUUAAACUUUAGAAUGACUCGGGAUAACUUUUACUGAGCGUCGUCGAUAUUUCCUGCUUUCCUGCUGUGUAAAAAAAAAAGUUUGGGAUUGGCUCAAACUUCUUUUUGUGAGUUUCUGAACGCGACAUUUUGGGACACAUAAAGUUCGCAGACUGCUUUGGGACAAUGGAUCCGAGCCAGCAUAACCCUCCUGCCGGACACCAAAUCGUCCAUGUACGGGGCGACUCUGAGACCGACCUGGAGGCGCUUUUUAACGCCGUGAUGAAUCCGAAAAACACUAUCGUCCCCCCUUCCGUACCCAUGAGGAUGAGGAAGCUGCCAGACUCCUUCUUCAAGCCUCCUGAACCAAAGUCCCAUUCCAGACAAGCCAGCACUGAUGCUGGGAGCGGCGGAGCUCUCACGCCACACCAUGUCCGUGCACACUCGUCCCCGGCCUCCCUGCAGUUGGGAGCUGUUUCUGGUGGCUCCCUGUCUGGCAUGCCCCCAGCAGGUGCCUCCCCUCAACAUCUCCGUCAAUCUUCUUAUGAGAUUCCUGAUGACGUACCCCUGCCCCCAGGGUGGGAGAUGGCCAAGACUGCCUCUGGCCAGAGAUACUUCCUCAACCACAUUGAUCAGACCACGACUUGGCAGGAUCCUCGCAAGGCCCUGCUCCAGAUGAACCAGGCUGCCCCGGCCAGUUCUGUGCCAGUCCAGCAACAGAACCUUAUGAACCCAGCCAGUGGUCCUCUCCCCGAUGGCUGGGAACAGGCGAUUACAUCGGAGGGAGAAAUCUACUACAUCAACCACAAGAACAAGACCACAUCCUGGCUUGACCCACGACUUGACCCACGCUUCGCCCUGAACCAGCAGAGGAUCACUCAGAGUGCACCAGUGAAGCAGGGAGGGCAGCUGCCCCCCAGCACCCACAGCGGAGUCAUGGGAGGCAACAAUCAGAUGAGGCUGCAGCAGAUCGAGAAGGAAAGGCUGAGACUGAAGCAGCAGGAGCUGCUUCGACAGAGACCACAGGAGCUCGCUCUAAGGAAUCAGCUGCCCACCAGUAUGGAUCAAGAUGGCAGCACAAACCCCGUGUCCUCCCCGAUGGCCCAAGAUGCCCGGACCAUGACUGCCAACAGCUCUGACCCAUUCCUCAACAGCGGGACCUACCACUCCAGGGAUGAGAGCACAGACAGCGGCUUGAGUAUGAGCAGCUACAGCGUCCCUCGCACUCCAGAUGACUUCCUCAACAGCGUGGAUGAGAUGGACACAGGGGACACACUUCCACCCUCCAUGGCAACACAGCCCAGCCGUUUCCCCGACUACCUGGACGCCAUUCCGGGAACAGACGUGGACCUGGGCACCCUGGAGGGCGAGAGCAUGGCGGUGGAGGGCGAAGAGCUGAUGCCCAGCCUGCAGGAGGCCCUGAGCUCCGACAUCCUCAACGACAUGGAGUCUGUGCUGGCAGCUACCAAGAUCGACAAGGAGAGCUUCCUCACAUGGUUAUAGAAGAUCGGAGCGGGGCGCUUCUUCCUCCUCUCCCCACACUCUGAACUGCUGCCUGCUCUAAUCUGUGAAGGAUUCAUAGAUGCUUUUACAAGACAUUUCAGCGAGCGUGUCUGGACUUCUGUCUCUGUCUCGGCGUGUAAGGCCAACCUCUUUUGAGGCAGUAUUGUUCUGUUCUUUUCACUGGUGUGUUAUCUCUUUAUUUUGUCUGUGUCUUCAAGGCUGGCCCAUGAACAGACAAUUACGCAAGGGUCCCCAAAUCUUUCACAGGUCUGUCAGUGAAUCUAGGGCAUCUCUACCUAGAGCAGGGGCGACUCCUUCCCCCGGUCUCCCCUCAUAGCUGAGCUGGGCGGGUGCAGGUACUCUCCUGCAAGGACUGCCGUCAUCAGUUAUCGCCUGGAGCCUCUGGUGCCUCUUUUCUCUUGCAAUAUAGUGUGAAGCAGCACUGCUUAACUGUAUUUGGGACUAUUGCAUCUAGCUUAAGUAGCUUUAUAUUUGGCCUUGUAAGUUUUUAUUCUUUCUUUUGUUGUUUGUUUUCAACGAGCCUGAGAAACCAAAAAUGAUGUAUUUGAAGCAUAAACAACAAUACUGAUUUGGAGUAAAGGUAAUGUGAGGCCCAGUUUGGACAUGUUGGCUUUGCUGGUGGGGUGGGGACGGGUGGAGUCAGAGUUGGAGCCUGGGGACCGACUACAUUGCUGCUUGGCUGUGCCAGCAAGUCUAAGUUAAACCUUUGAUAGAUCAAGUGCCUUCAGUUGUAAUUUUUAAGACACGAGCAACACGAACAAUUGAGUUUCUGUAACGCAGCAAUAAGCAUUAGGCUGUCUUCAUUUACAUCAGCCACACUUUCCUCCAGCCAACGUUCAAUAAUCAGAAUUGUACUUUGUUUUAUAAACACAUUAUAAGGGGAUUUAGGGAUUUCUGUUUGGUUUUUUAAACCCUAGCUUCUUUGUAUCUCAGUCUUAUUCAAGCCUAAUUCAUGAUUCAUUCUUUAUCUUUUAGUAUUCUUUUAUUUUUAGGUUGCUACAUGUGUAUGAUAGCUUAGAUCAAAUGGCAUUUUGCUUUGUUUUUAACCUCUUUCAUAGAUGAAUUAAUACGUUUAUAACAGGGUCGACUGUUAUCGCAGCGCAUCGCUUCACCGGGAUGAAAAGUCUGCCAAGACACAGAUUGAUUCAGUUUUGGCUUUUUUUUAACCAUUUAGCUGAUUCUCUUCUUGUCUCUGAUUUACUAUAUACAUAUUAGUGUUAUUGUUUAUUUGUUGAUCACAUGCAGCUUUUACUAUCUUUCCUAAACAUUAACCAAAAAAGGCAGAUCUUUUGGCGAAACAGAAACUAUAGCUCUUUGAUCAAUUAAACCUUGUGACAACAUACAGUGUACAAGAGUUACAACGUUUGAAAGUGUCUUCCCAAGGAGGGAGCUGAACCCCUCGGCUCGAUGCUGUGCAGUGUGUUGAAGUAAAGGGUUUAGAGACUACAGCUAGGACAAGUUUGAGCAGGUUUAAGAGUCAUGUUGAGGGGUAGAGAAGAAGGCCAGGGUUUGACUGACGGCGGUGAGUUACGCAGAUUGUUGAAUUUUUUUGUGAAAUAAUCAAGAAACAAUCAGUUACUAUCUCAGUCAGGAAUUGUUGUGGCGGAUUCCAAAGAUGUUUUUGUAAUGGCGCUAACACUUAUUUUUGCUUCCAAUUUCACAGAGUCCAGAAACAGUAUGAUUUGUUAAUCAGCCUCUGUAUGAACACACUGUAUAAGCUAAUGAGAAAAUGAUGUAGGUUUUAAGUGUUAAUGGACACGUCUGAAUAGGUCUAGCUGAGAGAUUCUUUUGUUUUUUUUAGACAAGUUGGUUGUUUUGAGUGACUAACCCUGAGAUUUAAGGAUGAGGUUUCAGAACAGAGAAGCAAGUGAUUCUUGUAUAAGCGCUAACAUGUUUACAUUCUCUCUGAGUAAGAAACUGCUACAGCCACAGCGGACACAACACACUGACAGCUCUCACAAUCACGUUAUUUUGAUGUUUACAGCAUGACUACACCUUUGCAUUACUGCAGUAACUUUUUGAAUAAUCAGCCUGCCGUGCAUGCCCUUGGCUGAGGACUUGCAGGAUGUCACACUGAUUCUGUUGCCAACCAGUACGUAUUGGUAGCAUUAACUUGAUGGAACAAUUUUUUUUUUUUAGAUCAGAGAACAUGAACAAUUUUUUUUAUUCUGUGUGAGAAACCUCUUUUUAGUUUUGAUUUUAUUGAUCAUUAAAUUGUGUUGAUGAUGGAGUUAAGAUGGACAAACAGUGUUGGUGAGAACAAUGCAACUAAAAUGAGUGGUACACUACAGUGCUUGUAUUGCACGGCUACAAAGUUUUCAUUUUGAUGCAAUGACGCAUUUGUCACACAGAUCUGAUUUUAUGCUUACCUAGUGUGUAAUUGUCAGAGCAUAUUAGCUGUUGACUGUCAUUGUAGCAGUAGAACUAAUCACACAAGUUAAAGGAUUUUGUAUUUAGAGUUUUCUAAAUGCACACGAAAUGAAUUUAUAUUCAGUAAUGAUCUGUUCAUUUUUUUGAUAGAUAUGUGCAUGUGUUUUAGAACAAUAAAUUCUGUUACAUUAUAUCUUGCUUCAUAUGAUACUUUGAAAUUGGCCUGAAAUAAAGUAUAUACUUUGUGGUAA
Chelmon rostratus (copperband butterflyfish) is the source of this 4485-nucleotide messenger RNA. It is a transcript of the gene yap1, whose product is annotated as Yes1 associated transcriptional regulator. The record is from RefSeq and is a predicted model, not a curated record. Gene Ontology annotation, biological process: hippo signaling; positive regulation of transcription by RNA polymerase II. Gene Ontology annotation, cellular component: cytoplasm; nucleus. The coding region runs from base 527 to 1843 and encodes 438 amino acids. NCBI's taxonomy places the organism in Eukaryota, Metazoa, Chordata, Actinopteri, Chaetodontiformes, Chaetodontidae. The transcript has 8 exons. Gene Ontology annotation, molecular function: transcription corepressor activity; protein binding; transcription coactivator activity.